This is a messenger RNA of Schistosoma intercalatum, 2133 nucleotides long. The record is from the annotation of a GenBank genome assembly. Lineage: Eukaryota; Metazoa; Platyhelminthes; Trematoda; Strigeidida; Schistosomatidae.
UUGAAACUGAUCUACAAUUCAGUUAAUGUUAUUCUAAAUUAGUUUGAAGCUACCAAUUUCGCCAAUACUUGAAAAGGUGAUAGUAUGCUAGUUGUCAAAUAAAUUGUUAUCAUUGACAUUUUUAUCAAAAAAACUUCAAAUUCCAUGAAACCAUUACCAAAACGUUUAAACCUUAAUUAUAAUAAAAGAUCAUGAAUCGACUGAAGUUAGACAUUCAGAUUGUUGAAUGCCGGUUCAGUGGUCUGAAGGUUAAGCGUUCGCGCACGAGAUCUAAAAUCCUGGAUCCGUGUUAUCCAUGUGGGAUUGUGUAUGCGCACUGUUGAAAAGUUCCAUACUACGACGAAACGGUCAUCUAAUACUUUCAGGUUUCUUAAUGGUGGUCUAACUUAGAUUGACUCAUGAAUUCAACUGUUUUAAUAACAGUAAUAAUAAUAAUAGUUACAUCUCGUUAACAAUCAAUUAUAUUAAUUAUGUAGUAUAAUGAAUGUCAAUUAAAUGUCUAAAGUUAUGAGUUCCAGUUUGUAGCUUCAAUGUAAUCUUCUAGAAUCUUUUGGUAUGUAAGUAUAUGGAUAUAAUAAAUUUAUAAAAUGACGAAACACUCAUCUCAUGAAUAUAUAUACUUGUUUACUAAGUCGUUUUGAGAUCAUCAAGACAUCAACAUCUGAAGGGAAACGCGGGAUACAGUGGACUUCUACGAUGCAGUUAGACGAUCUAGACUUCGCAGAUGAUCUGGCCCUUCUAUCCCAAACGCAACAACAAAUGCAGGAGAAAACGACCAGUGUAGCAGCAGCCUCAGCAGCAAUAGGUCUCAAUAUACACAAAGGGAAAAGCAGGAUUCUCCGAUACAACACAGAAUGCACCAAUCCAAUCACAAUUGACGGGGAAGAUUUGGAAGAUGUAAAAACCUUUACAUAUUUGGACAGCAUCAUUGAUGAACAGGGUGGAUCUGAUGCAGAUGUGAAGGCGCGGAUCGGCAAAGCAAGAGCAGCAUAUCUACAACUGAAGAACAUCUGGAACUCAAAGCAACUGUCAACCAACACCAAGGUCAGGAUUUUCAAUGCAAAUGUCAAGACAAUUCUACUGUAUGGGGCAGAAACCUGGAGAACUACGAAAGCCAUCAUCCAGAAAAUACAGGUGUUUAUUAACAGUUGUCUACGCAAAAUACUUCGAAUCCGUUGGUCAGACACUAUUAGAAACAACGUACUGUGGGAGAGAACAAACCAGAUCCCAGUGGAGGAAGAAAUCAGUAAGAAGCGCUGGAAGUGGAUAGGAUACACAUUGAGGAAAGCACCCAACUGCGUCACAAGACAAGCCCUCACAUGGAAUCCUGAAGGUCAACGGAAAAGAGGAAGACCAAAGAACACAUUACGCCGGGAAGUGGAAAUAGACAUGAGAGAAAUGAACAAGACUUGGAUGGAACUGGAAAAGAAGGCCCAGGACAGAGUGGGUUGGAGAAUGCUGGUCUGCGGCCUAUGCUCCAUUGGGAGUAACAGGCGUAAGUAAGUAAGUAAGUAAUAUAUAAAUACAUAGUGAACUCAAACUGUAGACAAAAAAGAAACGUGAUUCAUUUACAGUUGAUAGUGUAUUGAUAAAAAAUAAAAAAAUGACUCAGUGUGAUAUGCCAUUCAUAAUUUUAGACUGAAUAGUAUUUAAUUGGAUUGCACAUUAAAACAAAAAGAAAAAGAGAUACAAAUACACUCGAACAGGAUAUACAUGCAUAUCUAUAUCAGAUAUCAUGAAUUCUAUCACUUUAGACUGUACCCGAAAUAAUAAAAAGGAACCUAAUAAUCAUCAGAAUAUUUUUUUCUGUCUACAAAUACAUAUGCAUCAGUCACAAACAGACUACAUCUAGAUUUGCAUUACAUCAAAAUGAAACAAUGGAACAAAUAAAUGAAUGCAUGAAUAAGUAAAUAAAUAGGUAUCAUUAUAUAUAUAACACACAAAAUGGUUAAACAACACAAAAGCAACAAUAAAAACAAAACAAUAACAUGAUAACAAUCAGGACAUUUAGUAGUUUGAAUUCAAUCAUUUCAUUUAAAUAAGUAAGUGAAAGUAGGUGUUUUGAUAAAUCACUCGAUGUAUGAGGAGUCCCAUACUAGGACAAAACGACCGUCCAGUGCUUCCAGGUUUUCC